UAUUUGGGUACUUCUGCUUGCAGUAAAUUCCAUCACAUACAUGGUUUAAUUUCUGAGAAUUUAUUUUGCUGUUUGCAGCAGACAGCACAUCCAUUCUCCUUUAUGGAAAACUGUGUUUAUUUAAAGACACUGUUUGUCUUUUACUAGCAACUACUGUUUCUUACAAAAAAAAGGACUCCAUAACAAAACCACCUGUCCAGUAACAAAUAAGAAAAGGAGAAAUUGUAUUUUGAACAAGUAUAACUCCUGAACAUACCUAAAGAGCAACAUUGGCUUAGAAUUGAGAAGUGCAUGUCCACCUGCACUCACUUUCUGAACUCUUAGCUAUAGCAGUAGCAGCAGGUCAUACCCUGACUCUUGCUGACCAUCCCAACAGAAAAAAAAAACCAAACAAAACCCACUGUUAAUCAUUCACUUUAUGCUCCCCAGUUCCCACAGGAGUUUGUCAAAUGUCAGACCUCUCCCACUGACAAUUCUUCCGGAAACAGAGCUCUGUAUAUGAGAAUAAAUAGAUGUCUUGUUAUAGUGGUCAGAAAGGGAGAAUAUGAAAGAACGAACAUAUGCACAGGCUGCAAAAUGAGCAUCUUUGCUGAAGCUGUGCAGUGAAAGGCCCUUGCAUCUCACUACUUGCAGAGUCAGAUGUCUCCUGUAACCUUAUCCUAACACACAGAGAACAGCCCAGUUUCCACACUAGGCCCUUUAUAAACAUUUCUGCCCUUACACAAAGAGAUGCCUUUUAUAUGGGAGGUAGCUAUUACCAGGUGAAUUUUAGUGCUGCCAAGCUGCUCUCUAGGGGAACCAAACCCAGUAGGCACUUAUUGACCUGGCCUCAGUAGCAUCAAAUUACCACCUUUUUUACCAUUAGCAGUAUGUCUUCAGAUAAUCCUCUCUAAUAGUAAAUAUUUGUCUAUAUCUUUUCUGGAACAAGGUGUAGAAACAAGUAGAGUACAACAAUUCCUUCACGAGUGUCAAGACUAGAUUAUUGCCUGGAAGUACCUCAUAAAUAACGUUCCCAGACCAGCAGGAGUGUAGCUUCCAGUUUCACUGUUAUCUAGUUAAGGAAAAUAUGAACUGCUUCCACCAGGUGUCGGCCCACACACAAGGCCUGUCCCAGGAACAUGCCUGGCCUCAGCACAAGCUGCACAGAUGAUUGACAUCAUCUCACUAACCCCCUCCCUCUCAUUUUCCCUCUCUCUUUGCCUGUAGUUAUUUUUAGAUUUCAUGGGUUAAAGCUUGUCCCUUCUGGACACUUACACGCACAGGGCAGGCACACACACAUGCUGUAGAUACUACAACUCAGACACGGGACUUAGCCAACAGAUCAUCUUGUCCCACAUCAAGGAAUAAAGUCCAAUUUCUUAUGACAAACUACUAUCCAUCGAGAAGAUGAAAAGUCACAUGGAAUUUUCUGGUUUGCGGAUUUGACUAGAAGACUUUCAACAGAUAGAAAAGACGGUUUAUAUAGCAACUUCCUCUUUUCUGAAAUUUCCUUCCAGUUUGCAAGAUCUUGCUUGCUUUCAACAUUUGCUUUACGCCUGAUUCCCAUGCCGUCCGCCAUAAAUGCAGCGGUGGCUCAGCAAACAGCUGCGGGGUCGAUUCCCAGCCCGACUUUCAGCACCACAACCGAAGGGGCAGGUGGGGGCACAGGGGGGAUUUAUUCCGCCAUUAUAAGUCGCAACCAGCCCAUUAUCAGCGUAAAGGAGAAGACCUAUGAAGAGCUUCACAAGAAGUGCCUGGAGAAGAACAUUCUCUAUGAAGACCCCGAUUUUCCACCAAAUGACUCCUCCCUCUUCUAUAGCCAGAAAAGCCCUGUCAAGUUCGAAUGGAAAAGACCUUAUGAAAUCUGUGAGAAUCCACGGUUUAUUAUCGGUGGAGCCAACAGAACAGAUAUCUGCCAAGGAGAAUUAGGUAACUGCUGGUUUCUGGCUGCCAUUGCUUGCCUGACACUGAAUAAAAAACUACUCUGUAGAGUCAUACCUCAUGACCAGUCCUUUAUACAAAACUAUGCUGGCAUCUUUCACUUCCAGUUCUGGCGCUAUGGAGACUGGGUGGACGUCGUCAUCGAUGACCGCUUACCCACGUACAACAACCAUCUGGUCUUUACCAAAUCCUCCCAGCGCAACGAAUUCUGGAGUGCCCUCCUGGAAAAGGCCUAUGCAAAAGUCCAUGGGUCAUACGAAGCUUUGAAGGGAGGCAACACCACCGAAGCCAUGGAGGACUUCACUGGAGGGGUCACUGAGUUCUACGAAAUAAAGGAUGCCCCUAAAGAUAUUUAUAAAAUCAUGAAACAUGCCAUUGACAGAGGAUCCCUCAUGGCCAGCUCCAUUGAUGAUAACCUGGGCUUUUCCUAUGGAUCAGCUCCUCGGAGCGACAUUGGGGAACUCAUUGCUCGCAUGGUGAAGAAUCUAGAAAACGCACAGAUGGCUCAUUCCACUGCAGACUACCAGGGGAUAGAUGAGAGGCCAGCCUGGACCAUAGUGCCAAUGCAGUAUGAAACCCGGAUGUCUUGCGGGCUCGUCAAAGGUCAUGCCUACUCUGUGACAGCUCUGGACGAGACAGUAUUUAAAGGGGAAAAAUUGCGUCUGGUACGGCUGAGAAACCCCUGGGGACAGGUCGAAUGGAACGGACCUUGGAGCGACAAGUCAGAGGAGUGGAACUCUGUUAACGAAGCAGAAAAGAUCCGCCUGCAGCACAAGGUUGUGGAGGAUGGGGAGUUCUGGAUGCCAUUUCAAGAUUUCUUGAGGCACUUCACAAAGCUUGAGAUCUGUAACCUCACACCAGAUACCCUGGAAAAGGAUAAAUUCCAAACCUGGACUGUAUCAGUCAAUGAAGGGCGCUGGGUGAGAGGCUGCUCAGCUGGAGGUUGCCGCAAUUAUCCAGAUACAUUUUGGACCAAUCCCCAGUAUCGCUUGAAGCUCCUGGAGGAAGAUGAUGAUCCUGAGGAUGAAGAGGUUAUCUGCAGCUUCCUUGUUGCACUGAUGCAGAAAAACAGGAGGAAAGAGCGCAAGCUGGGAGCCAACCUGUACACCAUUGGCUUUGCCAUCUAUGAGGUGCCCAAAGAGAUGCAUGGUACUAAGCACCACCUGCAGAAGGAUUUUUUCCUCUACAAUGCCUCCAAAGCCAGAAGUAAGACCUACAUAAAUAUGCGAGAAAUCUCUGAGCGCUUCCGGUUACCUCCCAGUGAGUACGUCAUCAUCCCAUCUACAUACGAACCCCACCAGGAGGGAGAAUUCAUCCUGAGGGUCUUCUCAGAGAAAAGAAGUCUUUCAGAGGAGGUUGAAAACAUGAUUGAAGCAGAGCGUCCACUGAAGAAAAAGGGCAAGCCUAUCAUCUUUGUUUCCGACAGAGCGAACAGCAAUAAGGAGCUGAGAGCAGAUGAAGAUGCUGGCAAAGAUGGUGAAAAAAACAAAGAGAUGAGAAAAAGGUUUCUGCAGCAAAAACGUUCUUCAGCAAAACGUCAUGAGGAGAGUGAAGAGCAAAAACAGUUCAGGAAUAUUUUCCGACAGAUUGCAGGGGAUGACAUGGAGAUCAAUGCUGAAGAACUUAGGAAUGUUCUCAAUAACGUCGUAAAAAAACAUAAGGACCUAAGGUCAGAAGGCUUUGAAUUGGAAUCCUGCCGCAGCAUGAUUGCAUUAAUGGAUACAGAUGUCGGGAAGAUAAACUUUGAUGAAUUUCAACAUCUCUGGGACAAGAUUAAAAGCUGGCAGAAAAUUUUCAAGCGUUAUGACACGGAUCAUUCAGGAACCAUUAACAGCUACGAGAUGCGCAAUGCAGUCAAGGAUGCAGGGUUUCGGCUGAACAACCAGCUCUACGACAUCAUCACCAUGCGCUAUGCAGACAAGAACAUGAACAUUGACUUUGACAGCUUCAUCUGCUGCUUCGUGCGCCUGGACGCCAUGUUCAGGGCAUUCCACGCCUUUGAUAAAGACGGAGAUGGCAUUAUUAAGCUCAAUGUCCUGGAGUGGCUGCAGCUCACGAUGUACGCAUAACACCGGAGCCAGUGGUCACCUUCAUCAAGAACACGCUCAAGACUUCUGAGUAAUGAGCACCAUUCAUCUCAAGGGCAAACAGGAGCACUUCCUAAUGAUGGGAUUCGCUCGCCACGAUAAACAGUGCAUGGGAAUAAGCGCUUGGAAAAAGAGACAGCCAUGCACUAGCAGGCACAACAGCGUGCUCAUUCUGUAACUACUUCUAUAGCAUCCCGACAUUUUUCUUUUGGGCAACAAGGAUUAAUUUAUUGAUGACUGAAUUAAGCUUUCUCUGCAUGGUAAAUACAUGGAGCAUACACUGUUAUUCUGCUUGUGCUGACAACUAGAAAGGUUUUCCCUCAAGACAGGUGAAACUGGAGCUGUAUCUAACUAUGAAAGUCAGAGGUGUUUACUGCCACCUUGUAAUUAGUCAGUCUCUGUGCUCUGCUUUUGGUAUUAUCCUUUCAGUCUCUUUCUAACAUGUACUGAAUAUUUCACAUGAGAUUAUGCUAAUUACAUUAUUAGUAUGCAUCCUAAUCACACUGUUACAGAUGAGGCUGUGCCAGCUGCAUCUCUGCUAUGCUAAAAAUGUGACAGUAAGAAUGACAGACUGCAAUAUCAUAGUACAGCUCGAUCUAAUGCCUCAGCAAAACUAUCAGAACAGAGAAAUUUGCUCUCAUUUUUAGUACCCCCAGGAGACAUUAAUUACACAUUUGGACAUUCUAAGUGUUUUUCAUUGUAACUGCAUUCUCCAUAACUUUGAGAAACUUGUUUCCCAUUCAAGGUAGAAAAACCUCUUAUACAUACAAAUCUAUUUAUCUACACACACAUACACACAUUUCCCCCAGCCCUCAGUGUCCUAUUUCCCAAGAGUACUCUGUGUUUCUUUAUUUAAAAGAGGUGAUUUGUUGCAGAAUCAGAUACAAUAUCAGCAUGAUCACUUUGAAAAUAUUAUUACAAUGUGCAAGUGGAAUUACUUUAAUUGAACCAAAAAUAAAAACAACUGGAUUUUGGCCUAAGGUUUUUUGGUUGUAUUUUGAAAGAAGAGAUGAAGAUGAAACAUUGAACACUCUUCCAUCAUUCUCCUGAAUAUACAGCAGCUUUUUGAGUUUUAUGGCAAGUGUGAAAUCAGCUUAAUAUCUCAAACACUUGCCAGUUUAAUCCUUGAAAGCAUUAAAAAAAAAAAAAGAAAAGGCAAGCAUUUGAAAAGUUGAGAAGUUCCCAUGUUACCAGCUUAAAGGAUGACAGGCUUUCAGAAGUGGCCAACUUUUUUUCAAUAAAAAAAAAAUUGAAGAAAAACCAAAACGUGCAAAAGGGACCACAUUUUGUCAGAAGAACCUUCUACUUAGUUGUCUAGUGGUGAAAAGUAGCAAAGCAAUUGACUAAAGCAAAAUUUUAAAAACAAAUCAUAGCAUCCACUCAGAGUUAUUCUGUUGAGUAGCACGUUAACUGAAAGGUCACUAAAACAAAAAAUGUUUUGACUAUAAAGUUCUUAAUGUUGUCUUGCACUGUAACGUACUCUGAAAGAGUAAGAAAAUCCUAUCGUUUUCUAAAGACCAGUUUUAUUCUCCUUUAAAUUCUACUUUUGUUUCAACCCAAAUAAUUUUUAAGAUGACUGGAACACUUGGAGCCCUGGCUUCCAGCCAUGCAUUAUCUCCACUAAGCUACUAUUACAAAAAGGAUGGCAGAGAUGCUCUGAGUUGGGAUGGUCAGAGAAAAACCAAAAUCUAUCAGUCAAUAGAUCAAAAUCAGGAUUUUUAAUUGGCAAUUCAAAUCUGGUCCUUAAAGUCCUGGUGAGUGAACUACCAAAUUUCCUUGCAUCUGGCCAUGAAGCAAGGCAGUCAGUACAUCAUGGAGGCACCAGCUGGGUGGACUGUUUCCAUUUCCCUGCCAAAUGACCAGGUCUGAGAUUCCUGCACACUCACAGCAUUCCUGCCAGUGCUGGAGCUUCAAAGUCACCUGUCUGAUUUUAUCCAGACCUCUUAAAAUGGGAAAAAAAUCCAGAACAAAGUCAAGUUCUACUAAAUCCUAUGAAAGAAUCAUUCUAUUUAAAAUAAAUGAGAAUCAGACUGACAAACCACAACAAUAUAAAGAACUUU
Molecule: messenger RNA, 6067 nt
Organism: Myiozetetes cayanensis
Lineage: Eukaryota; Metazoa; Chordata; Aves; Passeriformes; Tyrannidae
Gene: CAPN3
Product: calpain 3
Biological process (GO): negative regulation of apoptotic process; proteolysis
Cellular component (GO): cytoplasm
Molecular function (GO): calcium ion binding; calcium-dependent cysteine-type endopeptidase activity
Source: RefSeq, a predicted model, not a curated record